AUGCUAAUAGUAGGGAUAUCCUUACUGGGCACCUUACUUGGCUUCACCUAUGGUAGUUAUGACAGUAGGUGGGUUCCCUAUCCACGAUUCAAUAAACUCUCGUGGGCCUUCGCAGUUGCAAUCAUCAGCCUGAUCUUCACAAUCGCCAGCUUUUUCACCAUGCUUGUGUUCUACCUUAAAGUUAAUGCAAAAAUAAUAAAGGCACGGCUAAUUGAACAGCAGAAUAUGGUGGACAAUGACGAUGAAGUUCAAGACGAUGACGACAGAAACAUUGACGACGAAAUACAGAAAAUAGCUUCGACAUCUGCCUCUCGCAUUUACUCCCAACCGGGUGGUUACCAGAAAAUGAGUGUACCAAGUGGUGAUGCCCGAAUCGGAUUUGAAGUUAUUGAAGACCUUGGUGACAGUGGCAACGAAGACCCAAUUGCCGUUGGCAUUGGUGGUUAUCCCCUCAAAGUCAACCAACUGACUGAAAGUGAACUUGAUGAAUUGGCUAAUUUUCAUCCAACACUAUCUUGUGGUCGAAAUAAACAGACUCCAGUUCCAGAAUUUGUGCCUGGACAUGUGGCCCUUGAUAAAAAAGUUUUGCGGUUUUAUGCAUACUUCAAGGAAUCCGUUACAGAAUCACAGAACGAGCAUUAUAGAGUCCGAAAUGUCAUUAUUUACUACUACUUGGAAGAUGACACUAUGCAUAUUUACGAACCAAUGCAAGCAAAUAGUGGCCUAAGUCAAGGCUGGCUACUUAAGCGCCAAAGAAUUCCAAAGAAUGAUUGUGGUGAAUAUUACUCCUGGAAGGACUUGAACAUUGGUCUUAGCAUAACUAUCUACGGGAGAGUUUACCGUGUGACAAACUGCGAUGAAUUUACGCGGAAUUUCUUCGAAAGUGAGGGUAUUGAAGUGAAUGAACCCGAGUCUAUCCCAACCGACCCCUACCUGGAAUUCCGUGCUAGACGUGAUGAGGUGCGUGGGAAUAUAACAAAGUCUACGUUUGACUCCCGACGUCAGUUUUGUGAGCUCGACAGGCAGGUCCUGCGUUUCUACGCUGUCUGGGAUGACAGAAAAGAACUAUUUGGGGAUCUCAGAAGGUGUUCCAUUCUUUAUUUUUUGAAUGAUGACACAAUGGAAGUGCGAGAACAUCACCUUCGUAAUGACGGUCGCGACCCAUGCUCCUUGCUAAUUCGUAGGCACCGUUUCCCAAAAGAUCGUGACGAUGUCCCUGUAACGUUUCCAUCCGUGUGUUUGGAAAUAUCUUCAUCGGAAAUCAAAGAAUACUACAGUCCUAAAGACCUACGAAUCGGCGAAUCAAUUGUGAUAUAUGGCCGAGCAUUCCUUCUCUAUGACUGCGAUAGUUUUACAAAAGCUUGGUAUUACCAGAACUUUGGUCUUACGGACUUUAAACCAAUUGAUGUUGAGCCAGUUAAACCUGAACCACAAAAAAUGGAAAUUCCAUUUUACAACGGUUUUGGAUCUUUGGAAGACAGCCUUGCUUCCUGCAGGUCUUUCCUGCCUAAAACGCCAAAAGUCGAUUUCGGGAAGCAGGUGGACUACUCCACAAAAGUACUGCGUUAUGGCGCGAAACUAGUCAGCGUUCAUCCGAACGACGAUCUGCGUAAGUUCAUUAUCAGCUAUCGCCUCGCAGAUGACAUGGUUCAAAUCUGGGAGGUCCCCAUCCAGAACACUGGCUUCCCUGGUGGCACCUUCCUCAAGCGAACAAGAAUAGCAAAGCCAGGCAGCACAACAGAGACACCCAAGUACUACGGCCCGAGGGACUUCUCGCUCGGUUCCAUCAUCGACGUGUUCGGCACGCGCUUCGUAAUAACCGAUGCUGAUGAAUACGUUGUCAAGUUUAUGGAGGCAAAUCGUGAUCAGUUCCCAGACAGCCUGAUCGAGAACCUCUCAGCGAAGGUAGCUCUCAACAUCAUCGACAAGAAGGUGCCUGACUCACGGUCCUGCAAGAAAGGUGGUGCCGCAAAUCUAAAAAGAACGCCAGGCGAUGUUGACAAGAUGGUUGAUGAUUUGGCGCUGCAGUUUAGAAAACUGGGUCUUAGCGACGUUAUUCGGAUGGACGAGCUCUUUUUAAAGUACAACAAAGACAGAUUGUGCUAUAUUGACAUUGAGAAUUUGAAGGAUAUUUGUAAGAAGUUGCAGUUGCCAGGCGACGAUGACGUACUUAACAAGGUAAGCCAUUUCUGUGAAUUCUUGGACAAGUAUGGUAACGACGGUCGAAUGACUCUGGAUGAAUUCAGGGCCUUCCUCCAAAGCAAGCCAAAACCAGAA
This is a messenger RNA of Mesocestoides corti, 2277 nucleotides long. The record is from the annotation of a GenBank genome assembly. NCBI's taxonomy places the organism in Eukaryota, Metazoa, Platyhelminthes, Cestoda, Cyclophyllidea, Mesocestoididae.